UGGAAUCCUGAUUGGCCCAUGGCCUGAGGCGACAGAUUCCGGAAAGGGGAAGAGCAGCCAAUAUGGCGGCGGAGCGCGGCGCGGGGCAGCAACAGUCGCAGGAGAUGAUGGAGGUUGACAGGCGUGUUGAAUCUGAAGAAUCAGGUGAUGAGGAAGGGAAGAAGCAUGGCGGUGGCAUCGUGGCAGACCUCAGCCAGCAGAGCCUGAAGGAUGGGGUAGAACGGGGCGCAGAAGAUCCGGAAGAGGAGCAUGAGCUGGCAGUGGAUAUGGAAACCAUCAGCCUGGACCGAGAUGCAGAGGAUGUUGAUCUGAAUCACUAUAGAAUUGGAAAGAUUGAAGGCUUUGAGGUGCUAAAGAAAGUGAAGUCACUCUGCCUUCGUCAAAACUUAAUUAAAUGCAUUGAGAACCUGGAUGAACUUCAGAGUCUUCGAGAACUGGAUCUCUAUGAUAAUCAGAUCAAGAAGAUUGAGAAUCUAGAGGCACUGACGGAAUUGGAGGUUCUAGACAUUUCUUUUAAUUUGCUGAGGAACAUUGAAGGGAUUGACAAACUGACACAGCUGAAAAAACUCUUCUUGGUCAACAAUAAAAUCAAUAAAAUUGAGAACAUAAGCACCUUACAGCAACUGCAAAUGUUAGAGCUGGGGUCUAACCGGAUCCGGGCAAUUGAAAAUAUCGACACGUUAACCAACCUGGAGAGUUUGUUUCUGGGGAAAAACAAAAUUACAAAGCUUCAGAACCUGGAUGCACUUAGCAACCUCACAGUCCUCAGUAUGCAGAGCAACCGGCUAACAAAGAUCGAAGGUCUACAGAACUUGGUGAACCUUCGUGAACUAUACCUCAGCCACAAUGGCAUUGAGGUUAUCGAAGGCCUGGAGAACAAUAACAAACUCACCAUGUUGGAUAUUGCAUCAAAUAGAAUAAAAAAGAUUGAGAAUAUCAGCCAUCUGACAGAACUGCAAGAAUUCUGGAUGAAUGACAACCUCCUGGAGAGUUGGAGUGACCUUGAUGAGCUGAAGGGUGCCAGGAGUCUGGAGACUGUGUAUCUGGAGCGUAACCCCCUGCAGAAGGAUCCACAGUACCGGCGGAAGGUCAUGCUGGCCCUACCCUCUGUGCGGCAGAUCGACGCCACGUUCGUCAGGUUCUGAGCCCUUCUUGCGCCUCACCUGGUCCCUCUCCUCAAAAGAACUUCCCAGCCACGGUUUUUUAAUCUACCUAUUGCUCCUGACGUCGUCACUCUACCAACAGUCACAACCCAAUGGCAAUAAUCAGGCACUGGCACUACCCGGCCUGUGAUACUUCACACCAUUUGGAGAUGCCAACACUAUUAAACCUUGCCACGCGGUCUUCCUGGUGAAUCGCUGACAGUUAUUGUAGCCAUGGAGAGAAUGCAGGACAUGUUACAGUCACUUGCCCCUCCUGUUUCUAUGUCCUUAGCUUGGUGGGCACUCUGGGCCGCCCCGGCAGACCUUCAAGUUGGUUUGCAAGGUUUAAGUAGUCAUGACCUACAACAGCACACUGGAUAGUCUUUCAAACCAAUUUUGGAAAGAAAAAAAUUUUUUCUUUGCCAAUUUUGAAAAGAAAAGAUUAUACUUUUUCUUUUUUGGAGUAAAGAUGGUCCAGUGUGGGAAGCUAUAAUCCCUGGUGCCCUUCCCACAUGAGGGAGGCUGAGCACAGCACACUGGGCACCAUGUGACCUUAUUCCCGCUUGGUAAAAGCUGAGAUAUGGAGAGCUUCAUUCCGUAUCACCCAGCUAUGUGGACCUAAGUGAUAUCAGAAACGUACAUGUCUGAGCUCUCGGCCACUGGGCACUAGUCACAUGGCUCCUGCACUCACCCCUCAUCCUCUGGCUGUAUGUAGAUGAAAUGUCUCUGAGCAAACUCCUAGGGUGUAAAUCUGAUGCUGCAAGAGCAUUGUCCUCCCUCUGCGCCUCAGACUUCCUUCCAUACAGUAAGCACUAACUAUGGUCACCAAAGACCCCUGAGCUUCCAGGGUUCUAUUCUGUACUGUCCCAGAUGGGGCCACUAACUGCCACAUGUAGCAAUUACUAUUCAUAUUUAAUCCAUUGGAUUUAUUCAUCUCUUCAUUUGUGCUCACACUUCAUCUGCUCAGAGGCCGCAUAUCAUGGAAGGCAUCUAUUUCUGCCAUCAUAGAAGGUUCUGGAAAACACUGCUCUAGACUGUUUAGUAGUAGGGGGAAUGGCUUGCAUUGAGCUGUGAAGCAUGUGACCAGGUGUCCAAGCUAACCAGUUAGCCAACUGCCCAGGAGUUUGUAAUGUCAGAAUGCUUUCAUGGGAUUUAACAUCCGUUUCUGAUUCUAAUUCUCACCAAAAUAAACCGUAUGAUCUGGAUCUGUGCACCAUCUCCCUAACAAGAGUAAGCUCUUAGCAUGGACCAUUGGGCGGAGCAGCAUGCAGCCCUGAGAACAUUGUGCCAUAUCCCUGGGAUUGUCCAAGCACUAUUCAUGUCAGAGCAAAAGAAAAACACCUUAGACACACAAGGACUGAAAUGUAGGUGUCCUUGCUGCAGUCACUCAUAGGAAGCCCACACCUGCAUGGGCUUCCGUAGAGCGAGACGUAAUGUAGAGGGAGUGACAGGCAGCAGAGCCUCAGCCGCUCAAGGAUGUCCCUGCAGCAUUCAGUUGUAGGAGAGCCCUGCCAGGUAGAUGGAAUGGAUGAGGGAAUAUCUCCAAAUGAAUUGAAAUUCUGGAAUUAGGAAAAAAUGUCAAAAAAUUAUUCCUUAAAACAGGAAGAAUCUCCAGAAUCUAGAAAUGGCUGAAAGUUCUCAGUUAUGAUCGGUAGAAAAUGCCCCUGAAAAUCUUGACAAAUGCAGGACAGAAGUAAAACCACUGCUCUUGUAGAAGAGCAUGCAUGCAAAGGUCUGAAAUCCAGGACUACUGACACUUCACCAGGAAUGCUUUGUCUCAGGAAUGAAUCCAGGGAUGGCUAGGAGCAGGCAGGACGGCCUGGGGUGCAGGCCUAUAAUCCUGUUUUCUCGUCUUCUCUGGAGGCUGAGGGAAGAGGAUGAAGGUUUAAAGCAUGCCUUAGCUACAGUGAAACCGAGGCCAGCCUCAGCAACCUAGUGAAACCCUAUCAGAAAGUAACAAUGGGGCUGGGAGGGUAGCUGAAGAAUAGAACACCUGCCUAGCGUUUAGAAGACCCUGGGUUCAAUUCCUAACACAGGAGGAGGUAAUGUAAGCAGAACCAGAAUUUACAUAAAUCACCACUCAAAGCAGUAAAAGAAAAAAAAAAACCCAUCAAUCAGUUGUAUAUAUCCCUGGAUUUCUUUUCAAGGAAAAACAUUAUUAUUAUUAUUAUUAUUAUUAUUAUUAUUAGCAUUAGCAUUAGCUCGAUGCAUGAUGUCUGUGUGUGGGUGUGGGCACAUAUGUGCUGUGGUGCAGCAUGAGGACAGACUUGUAGUGUUUUCUCCUUCCUCCUCAUGUGGGUUCUAGGAAUUGAACUAGGUUGUCAGGCUUGUGCUGCAGUUUGCCAUCUCAUUGGUUCUGUAUUCCUGGACUCUAGCAUUUUUAUUUCUUUAUAAAUAAAAAGAUAUCUUAAA
Rattus norvegicus (Norway rat) is the source of this 3554-nucleotide messenger RNA. RefSeq names its product protein phosphatase 1, regulatory subunit 7 (gene Ppp1r7). Bases 63 to 1145 code for a protein of 360 amino acids. The record is from RefSeq and is marked validated. Gene Ontology annotation, cellular component: nucleus. The transcript has 10 exons. NCBI's taxonomy places the organism in Eukaryota, Metazoa, Chordata, Mammalia, Rodentia, Muridae.